AUGACUCUUACUCUCACUGGAAAUGAAAAUAAAAAUAAAAAUAAAAAUAAAAAUAAAAAAAGACAUUUGAAUUUCACUUUCAAAAGAAAUUCAAAAAUUAAUUUUGCAACUUUUACAAUAUCUCAAAAUUCAAAAGAAUCAAAUUCUUCUUCAAUUAAACAAAACAACAUUCAAACCGAUAUAACUAAUGAUAAAAUCUAUGAUAAACUUCAUGAUAAACUUCGCGAUAAAAAAUUUAAAAACAAAAACCCUCAAAAUAAUUCAACUAGUUUUGAAAACAAAAUUUGCAAUUUAAAUACCAUCAAUUUCAAAACAAUCAAUGACUGUAAUUUCAAAACUGACAGUAAUGUAUACUCAUUCACCGACCCAGAAAAUAAAAAAUUUGCUAAAAGAUAUUGCUAUGAUUUAAACUCAAAUCAGCUUCAAACUGCUAUAAAAUUAAAAAAUUGUGUUAUAAUGAGAAAAAAAACUGACUCUCAAAAUUUCUUAAAAGUGGGAAUCAAUAAAACAAAUUAUACCGAUUUUCGAAACCAACUUGUCAAAAAUAAUCCCCAACUUCAAUUUCACAAUCCAUUCGUUCCACUCUAUUGCGAUUAUAUGACUAUUUCAUUGAACGCUGAUAAAAACAAUCUUUUUUUAAAUAUCAAAAACAGUCAAAUUAAUCUUCACGAUAUCCUCAAUCAAAUUUCAAUUAUUUCAAACUUAUCAGUUGUUUUAUGGUUGAAGAAACAUUGUGUUGGGACAGAAUAUCAUAAUAUGGAUACAGAAUGGCAUAUUAGUGGUGAUAUCAUUCAACUAGAUAAAACCCAUCAGAUAUCUGAGACUGAAAAACCUCAUUGUUAUCCCAAAAUAGUCUCUGAUAAUGUCGAUGAAUCAUUUGGCAAUCAAUAUUUCAAACUAAACCUUUUAUCAGAAUAA
This is a messenger RNA of Ascoidea rubescens DSM 1968, 918 nucleotides long. RefSeq lists its product as uncharacterized. The transcript has a single exon. The record is from RefSeq and is a predicted model, not a curated record. The coding region runs from base 1 to 918 and encodes 305 amino acids. NCBI's taxonomy places the organism in Eukaryota, Fungi, Ascomycota, Saccharomycetes, Ascoideales, Ascoideaceae.